AUGAGGUCGUCAAGAGUCUCGCAGGACACGGCGCGUCUCUUCGACCAAGCCGCUGCCGCCACCGUCAGCGCGACGCCGCGCCGCACGACGCGCUCGCUGUCGCGCUUCGCCUACGCCCCCGUGAGCGGCAACGCCCGCGCGACGGCAGCGCCUCCCGACAUCGAGGACGCCAUAUCUCCCCCACCGGCUGCUAAGCGCCGACGGAAGCUCUCAAGCGAGUCGCCCGCGAAGCCCAUCAAGCAGGAGCUCCUCCUAGACGACACGAGCCCGAUCCGAGCACCGCCGACGAAGAAGACGAAGCAACCGCGCAAGCCCGCGCGCAAGACAGUCGACCCGGACACGGGCGCGACCACGGUGGCGCCUCCGUCGAACUGGGAGGAGGUGUAUGGGCUGGUGCGCGUGAUGCGGGCGCCCGGCGGCCCGGCGCACGGCGCGGCGGUCGACACCAUGGGCUGCGAGCGGCUCGCCGACCGGACCAGCUCCGAGAAGGACCAGCGCUUCCACACGCUGAUCGCGCUGAUGCUGUCGAGCCAGACCAAGGACACGGUCAACGCGGUCGUCAUGCGGCGAUUGCAGACGGAGCUUGCGGCGUGCAGGCCGGGCGCACCUCCGGGGCUGAACCUGGACAACGUGCUCGCCGUCGACCCGGACACGCUGAACCAGAUGAUCUGGGCGGUGGGAUUCCACAACAACAAGACCAAAUACAUAAAAAAGGCGGCCGAGAUACUCCGCGACGAGUGGGACGGCGACAUCCCGGACACGAUUGAGGGCCUGACGGCGCUGCCGGGGGUCGGCCCCAAGAUGGGCUACCUGUGCCUGUCGGCGGCAUGGGGCCGCACCGAGGGCAUCGGCGUCGACGUGCACGUCCACCGCAUCACCAACCUGUGGGGGUGGCACGCGACCAAGACGCCUGAGGAGACGCGCCUCGCGCUGCAGGCCUGGCUCCCGCGCGACCGCUGGCGCGAGAUCAACGGCCUGCUCGUCGGCCUGGGCCAGGCGGUCUGCCUGCCUGUCGGGCGCCGCUGCGGCUCGUGCGACGUCGGCCUGGAGGGGCUCUGCAGGGCCGCGGACAGGAAGAAGGUCGCGCUGGGCAGGGCGGAGCGGGAGACGGCAAGACUGCAGGAGGAGGACAGGAAAGCGCUGGAGGAUGCACAGAACGUCAAAAAGGAGGAGGAGCCUUGA
Messenger RNA from Cordyceps fumosorosea ARSEF 2679, 1182 nucleotides. RefSeq names its product DNA glycosylase. Gene Ontology annotation, molecular function: oxidized pyrimidine nucleobase lesion DNA N-glycosylase activity; DNA binding; DNA-(apurinic or apyrimidinic site) endonuclease activity. Bases 1 to 1182 code for a protein of 393 amino acids. The record is from RefSeq and is a predicted model, not a curated record. Gene Ontology annotation, biological process: base-excision repair; nucleotide-excision repair; base-excision repair, AP site formation. NCBI's taxonomy places the organism in Eukaryota, Fungi, Ascomycota, Sordariomycetes, Hypocreales, Cordycipitaceae. The transcript is spliced from 2 exons. Gene Ontology annotation, cellular component: nucleus.